Aureobasidium musti is the source of this 1293-nucleotide messenger RNA. Lineage: Eukaryota; Fungi; Ascomycota; Dothideomycetes; Dothideales; Saccotheciaceae. The record is from the annotation of a GenBank genome assembly.
AUGUCGCUCGACCAGCACACAAAACUCUACCUGGGUCUGGCCUUCGCUGCCGGCAUCCUCAUCACCCUAGGGUACAAAGACUUCUAUCCAGAUCUCGAACGCCGCUACCACGAUCGUCUACGGAAGAAUCGAACACGCCGCCGCUCCAGCACUCAAGUCUCGUUGCAAGUCAAUGAACCUCAGGAUGACUCUCCUGCCGCUCCUCAACCAGCCACUGCCAUUCGUGAAGGCAUUGAAGGCGCAAUCGGCAAUACUCCCUUGAUCCGUAUCAAGUCCCUGUCCGACGCUACAGGUUGCGAUAUCCUGGCCAAAGCAGAAUUCCUCAAUGCUGCCGGUAACUCGCCCAAAGAUCGUGUCGCCCUGUCAAUGAUUCAAAUGGCCGAGGCCGAGGGCUUUCUGACUCCCAACUCUGGCGACAAGGUCUAUGAGGGAACUGUUGGCAGCACUGGAAUCUCGCUUGCUGCUAUCUGUCGCGCAAGAGGUUAUACCGCACAUAUCUGCAUGCCGGACGACGUAGCUAUCGAGAAGUCCGACUUGCUACUCCGUCUCGGUGCCGUCGUUGAACGGGUCCGUCCUGCCUCGAUCGUCGAUAAGGGUCAAUUCGUCAACAUGGCUCGCGCUCGUGCUCAACAACAUACUUCAGACCCCAAUCAGAAAGGCCGCGGUUUCUUCGCCGAUCAAUUCGAGAAUCCCGCAAACUACCUGGCGCAUCUACACGGAACAGGUCGCGAGAUCUUCGAGCAGACUGGCGGUCAACUGGAUGCUUUCGUCGCAGGUGCAGGCACAGGAGGAACCAUUUCUGGCUGUGCUCUCUACCUCAAGCCUCGUCUACCAAACAUGAAAGUCGUCCUGGCAGAUCCUCAAGGUAGCGGUCUAUACAACAAGAUCAAGCACGGUGUCAUGUUCUCACCAACCGAGAAAGAAGGGACUCGUCGUCGCCAUCAAGUCGACAGUAUAGUCGAAGGCAUCGGUGUGAAUCGUGUAACUCACAAUUUCGAGGCUGGCAGAGAGCUCGUCGACGAUGCUGUCAAAGUCACUGACGAUCAAGCCAUGAUGAUGGCUCGUUGGCUGGUCGAGCGCGAUGGUCUUUUCGUGGGCAGUUCUUCGGCUGUCAACUGCGUUGCUGCCGUCAAGACUGCAUUGGAGCUCGGUGCCGGACACCGUGUCGUCACUAUUCUCUGUGACUCUGGCACAAGACAUUUAUCAAAAUUCUGGGCCAAGGCUGGUACCAUCGGAGGAGAUGACGAGAUGACAAUGGACGGCAUUCUGAAUCCUAAACCAUCAGCUUCAUGA